GGUUCAGGAUCACUGGUACAGGAUCACUGGUUCAGGAUCACUGGUACAGGAUCACUGGUUCAGGAUCACUGGUACAGGAUCACUGGUUCAGGAUCACUGGUACAGGAUCACUGGUUCAGGAUCACUGGUACAGGAUCACUGGUUCAGGAUCACUGGUACAGGAUCACUGGUUCAGGAUCACUGGUACAGGAUCACUGGUUCAGGAUCACUGGUACAGGAUCACUGGUUCAGGAUCACUGGUACAGGAUCACUGGUUCAGGAUCACUGGUACAGGAUCACUGGUUCAGGAUCACUGGUACAGGAUCACUGGUUCAGGAUCACUGGUACAGGAUCACUGGUUCAGGAUCACUGGUACAGGAUCACUGGUUCAGGAUCACUGGUACAGGAUCACUGGUUCAGGAUCACUGGUACAGGAUCACUGGUUCAGGAUCACUGGUUCAGGAUCACUGGUUCAGGAUCACUGGUACAGGAUCACUGGUACAGGAUCAAUGGUUCAGGAUCGCUGGUACAGGAUCACUGCUUCAGGAUCGCCUGUCCAGGUACAGACUGAAGACGGAGGACAUGUUUGUUUUUGUUUUUUUUUAAAAAUGAUGGAGUGAAGUUCUAGUGUUAGACUGAGAUGCUCUGGUCGUUUGUGUCAAACUCAAGACCUGCGGGCCAAAUUAUGGACCUCCAUAUCGUGUUAUCCGGCCGACUGAGGUGUUUAAUGCAGCGGUUUUGUCAUUUUGAGUCACUGACACGUUAUUUAACUCUUUAACUUGAGACUAAACUUUUCUAGACGGUUGAUCCUCAUUAGCGCGCAACUUAGACUGCGUUGUAAACGUCGCCCCCCGCUGGAGUGACGACUCCGACGCUCCCGUAGGUUCUACAGUUUGAAUCCCGACCAUCCCAGGUGGAUCCGCCAGUUCGGGUUUCACGACCUCCUUGUCCGCGAGGUCGUCCGCGAGGUUCAAGGCUCUGCGUGUUAAAUCAAGCGCUCCUCGCAUUCCUGUCAUUCCACCCGCUCCACUUUUGGGCCUGGUUCCCCCCCCCCGCCGUCACCUGGUCCGAGGGUAAAUCAAAGGAUCUGUUGAUACACGAAGAACAAAGAAGAUGCUCCGUUGGACAACGGUUAGCUGCUGAGUCACGAGUCGGGCGUUCGUGGUUGCGGUGGUUAGCGUCUGUUCACUGGCGGUACAGGAAUGUCGUGGGUGUCGAGUGAAGACGGAGACGGAUCCAGGUGUCGACUUUACUGAAGCCGAUCCUACUGAUCUGAGGGGUCGUCACCAAAAAAAUGAACUCAAAGCCCGGGGCCCAAAUACAGCCCGCAAAGCCGCUAUGUGUGGCCCGCGUAAAUGGAUAUGACGAAGUAAAAAAAAGCGCACCUGAAUAUAAGCCACACCCCUAAAAAAAACCCUGUAUAUUUACAUAUAUAAGUCGCGGCAUCUUACAAACUUCUUGGUGUGCUUUCAAUGAUGAAGGGGUGGAGGGUGUGAAAAUAAAAACUAGCGCGUACGUCUUUGCACCGACUCCCCCUGUCUGUCUCGUUUUUGCACUUCCUGCUAGAACGCCCCCUGGUGGCUGAAGAAGAAAAAUCCAUAGAAAAGCCGCAUCUUUGUAUAAACCGCAUGGUUCAAAGCGUGGGAAAAAAAAUAUAUUCCGGAAAAUACGCUAGGUACAUUUUUUCAAUUAUGUCCCACUGCGGUGGGGUCCGCGGACCAGGGGUUGAGGAGCCCUGAUUUAUACAGUCAAUAAUUUACAACCGGCCCUUUAAGGGGAACUGUGUUGCUGAUGCGCCCCCCCACCCCCGUAGAAAAUGAGCGUGCCUGCGAUCCCUAACAGGAUAAAUGUUUGAAGAUGGAAGGGUGGCGGGGGAACGGGGGAGGGGCCUAAUUACAAAGUUGGCGUCUCUGGUGUCUCCGAUGUCCCCGGUUGGCUUCACUCACCACAGUGACAGUUCGUCAGCUGACGACAUUAACCGGAGUUAAAUGUAGCUCGGCGGUCGGCGGUGCCAACGACGUCCAGAUGGAGGUAGGAAACGUGAUACGGAGCGCUGCGCUACGUGUUAGCGCCGAGCGGCCAAGCUUCUGCUCUCUGCACAGAGAUGUAGCAUGUGUGUUGGUGUGACAGGUGGACCAUCAUGCACCUCUUCCUGCUGCUGAUCCUCCAAGCCACAGCAGCCUUUGGACAGGUUGACCCCACUCACUGUCGCUUUGCGUUGGGCAUGGAGGAUGGACGCAUCAAGGACAAUGACAUCACAGCAUCCAGCCAAUGGUACGAGACGACAGGACCCAAGUAUGCCAGGUUCAACCCCGAGGAGGGCGACGGCGCCCGGCAAGAAUUAUCCCUGACCUCCAUGUUCCUCCAGGUGGACCUGGGCAGGUUGACCUUCCUGACCGUGGUCGGGACUCAGGGACGAUACGCCAGGAGCACCGGCAAAGAGUACGCCACAGCUUAUCGCCUCAACUACAGCAGGGACGGCCAGACGUGGAAGUCCUGGCAGAACCGUCAGGGGAACACGUCGGUGGACGCCAACAGUGACGCCUACAACCACGUCUUUAAAGACCUUCACCCUCCGAUCAUCACCCGCCACAUCCGCCUGAUCCCCUCCACCGAGGUGUCCACCACCGUGUGCAUGCGGGUGGAGCUGUACGGCUGUCCCUGGGAUGAUGGUCUGAUCUCCUACAGCACUCCGGAGGGUCAGCUCAUGAAGCUCCCCGGCUUCCCCGUUGUCAGCCUCAACGACUCCACGUACGACGGAGUGCAAGAGCGAAGGAGGCUGUUUGGUGGCCUGGGUCAGCUGACAGACGCCGCCUCCCUGCUGCCGCGACAGUACAACAUGUGGCCGGGCUACGACUACCUGGGCUGGAGGAACGACUCACUGGGAACUCGGGGAUCCGUCGAGUUGGAGUUCGAGUUCGACCGUCAGCGGAACUUCACGUCCAUGAAGGUCCACAGCAAUAACAUGUUCUCCCGCGGUGUCAAGAUCUUCUCCUCCGUCACCUGUUGGUUCAAGCCCCGCCUCUUCGCCGGCUGGGAGGCAGAGACGGUGGAGUUUAAGACGGUGCUGGACGACAGGAACCCCAGCGCCCGCUACGUCACCGUGCCGCUGAACGGCCGCACGGCCAAGUCUCUGCGCUGUCGCUUUCAAUUUGCCGACGCGUGGAUGAUGUUCAGCGAGGUUUCCUUUCAGUCAGAGAACGCCAUCCUUCCGAGCCAGAUGACCCUCGCGGCGACCUUGCCGCCACCCAGUGAGCUGAGCACCGCCACGUCGUUGUCAAAGACCACAGUUCCGUCCACCAGCGUCACACCCGAUGACGGAAACACGCCCAUUCUGAUUGGCUGCCUGGUGACCAUCAUCCUGCUGUUGGUCGUCAUCAUCUUCCUCAUCCUGCUGUGCCAGUACGUCUGUAAGGUGCUGGAGAAGGUGAGUGUCGGGGUGUGGGAAUUUACCCGUCAGCCUGGGGGGAGGGUGGGGUCACACUCCCAGGGCGGUACCGUUCACACUCACAUUCACACCUGUUCUAACAUUACUCUACAUUUAUGGUUGCAAUUUUCACAAAAAAUAAAAUUCCGUGGUUCUCAAAAUGAGGUGCGACCCACUUACACCCGUUUGUCUCCUGCAGGCCCCGUCCACGCUGACCCCCACUACGAGAGGGUUUUCCUGCUGGACCCACAGUACCAGAACCCAGUGGUGCUGAGGAGCAAACUUCCAGAGUUGUCCCAGAGCGCCGAGGCCUCAGCCUGCGGAGGGGGCUACGCCGAGCCCGACGUCACCCAGUGCACACCGCACCAGUGUUUCCACAACAGCGCGCCGCACUACGCGGAGACCGACAUCGUGCACCUGCAGGGCGUCACCGGCAGCAACAUGUACGCCGUGCCUGCCCUCACCGUGGACUCUCUGACCAGGAAGGACAUUUCUGCCGCCGAGUUCCCACGGCAACGGCUGAUCUUCAGGGAGAAGCUGGGGGAGGGACAGUUCGGGGAGGUCCAUCUGUGCGAGGCUGAGGGUCUUCCGGAAUUCCUUGGGGAAGGGUCGCCGCUCCCCGAGAGAGACGGUCACUCCGUGCUCGUGGCCGUGAAACAGUUGAGAGCCGACGCCACCAGCCAGGCCAGGAACGACUUCCUGAAGGAGAUCAAGAUCAUGUCCCGCCUGAACGACCCCAACAUCAUCCGACUGCUGUGCGUGUGCGUGUCGUCCGACCCGCUGUGCAUGGUGACGGAGUACAUGGAGAACGGAGACCUGAACAUGUUCCUGUCCCAGCGGGAGAUCGAGAGCACGCUGACGCAGGCCAACAACAUCCCGUCAGUCAGUCUCUCCGAUCUCCUCCACAUGUCGGUGCAGAUUGCGUCCGGAAUGAAAUACCUGGCGUCUCUGAACUUCGUGCACCGCGAUCUGGCCACCCGGAACUGCCUGCUGGACCGCCGGCUGACCAUCAAGAUCGCUGACUUCGGCAUGAGUCGGAACCUUUACAGUAGCGACUACUAUCGCAUCCAGGGCCGGGCGGUGUUGCCCAUACGAUGGAUGGCCUGGGAGAGCAUCCUGCUGGGAAAGUUCACCACGGCCAGCGACGUGUGGGCGUUUGGCGUGACCCUGUGGGAGAUCUUCACUCUGUGUAAGGAGCAGCCCUACAGCCUGCUGUCGGACGAACAGGUCAUAGAAAACUCCGGAGAGUUCUUCAGGAACCAGGGCAGACAGAUCUUCCUGUAUGCUCCGCCCCUUUGCCCCCCCUCUCUGUUCGAGCUGAUGAUGCGUUGCUGGAUUCGUGAUAUUCCCAACCGACCGUCCUUCGAGGGACUUCAUCAAGCCCUGAGGCCACACGUCAGGCAGUGAGCGUCGGGAUCGUGCCUUUGGAGUCCGCGACUGGACGUUCGAGACAUGAGUGCUGCCACCGUCAGGCAGAACUGAUGAACUGCAGCCUGACAGUAGGGGACCGUGAGAACCAAAGAGAAAGUGACUGAUGUUCCCAGAAAGAACGUUUCGGGAGUUCAUCUCCAGCAACUGAGAUUUUUUUUUUUUGUCUUUAAUGCCAAUUUAAUAAUUUCAUCCACCUUCAAAUGAGUUUCUCCGACUUUCUGACUCUUGAAGUUUUUUUUCUUCUCCGCUUUCAUUUCCUCUCUCUUUGGAGGGACCCUUCAGUCCACGUGGUGUUUCCUGUGCCUUUGUUUUUAUUAUUAUUAUUAUUAUUAUUAAUAUUAAUAUUUUUAUUAUUGUAAAGCACUGUGUCUGUGUCUUAAAUAUUCAUGUGCAUAUAUAUUUACCCACACUGGAGAUAGGGGUUAGGGUGAAGUCGUAGUCUAGGGUUUCGUUUUUAAGAUUUGUUAUUUUAUUUUUAAUAUUUCUCUGGUAAAAAAAAAAGUGUUGAAGUCGGAGGGACUGACGUGGCGUCGACACAGACGGUUGGAGCUCGUCGGACUAAAUAUUUAAAGUUGUCCCUGAAAUCCUCACACUUUACGGCAGGUUCUGUCAAACGUUUCACAUUUUUUCUAGUCAAACGAGUUCAUGUUUUCGACAGUUAACGGAUCUAAAUGGUUGAGUAAAGGGGUAAAUUUUGUUCAAAAAAUAGAAAAGAAAAAUUCAUUCCAGAAAGUGUCCUCGAGUUGCAAAAAGUGUGAAAGAUUUGUAAACAUAAUGCAAAAUUAUAGUUAUAAAAAAAAUGGACAUCGCUAAAGGCUAGGCUAAAAGCGAUUAGCAAAAGCAACGCGAAAGUUAGCCCUGAAAAUAAAAUCGAGUGUUAUUGCCAAUUUUUGGUGUUGAAAAACUGUAUUAGUAAUGGACAGUAUCGGUAAUACAUGUUUUUCUGUGGUGUGAAACCAGCGUUAGCGUUAGCUCAGUUUGCGGAGUGGUUAUUUUUUUCACUGCUUCCUCUCUUUUUUAGGGUGGUUUUUUUUUUUGUUUGUUUUUUUAAAAGACAGGUUUGAGUUUGAGUCAACCAAGGCACAGUCACCUGACCACAAUGAAAAGUUGUUUUUUUUGUUUGUUUUUUUCUUGGUGUUUCAUUGGUCGAUGUAUCCUGUGGAUU
This is a messenger RNA of Cynoglossus semilaevis (tongue sole), 6002 nucleotides long. Its product is annotated as discoidin domain-containing receptor 2-like. Gene Ontology annotation, molecular function: protein tyrosine kinase collagen receptor activity; ATP binding; collagen binding. The record is from RefSeq and is a predicted model, not a curated record. Gene Ontology annotation, biological process: protein phosphorylation; multicellular organism development; cell surface receptor protein tyrosine kinase signaling pathway. Gene Ontology annotation, cellular component: plasma membrane; signaling receptor complex. NCBI's taxonomy places the organism in Eukaryota, Metazoa, Chordata, Actinopteri, Pleuronectiformes, Cynoglossidae.